This is a messenger RNA of Polyodon spathula (Mississippi paddlefish), 4145 nucleotides long. It is a transcript of the gene cd248a, whose product is annotated as CD248 molecule, endosialin a. NCBI's taxonomy places the organism in Eukaryota, Metazoa, Chordata, Actinopteri, Acipenseriformes, Polyodontidae. Gene Ontology annotation, cellular component: external side of plasma membrane; extracellular matrix. The record is from RefSeq and is a predicted model, not a curated record. Gene Ontology annotation, molecular function: calcium ion binding; extracellular matrix protein binding; extracellular matrix binding. The transcript has a single exon. The coding region runs from base 93 to 2441 and encodes 782 amino acids. Gene Ontology annotation, biological process: cell migration.
GGAAGGUCUGCACUGUGUGAGUGUGGGAGUGCAGGAGAGAGAGAGCAAAGUUAGAGACAGAGAGAGAGAGAGAGAGACAGAAAGCCAAAGACAUGGAGCCUGUGUUUUCAGCUUUGCCCUUCUCAGCUGUAGUGUCCUUGUUCCUGUUGCUAUCUCCCUCAUGCCUCUGCCAAGAGUUGCAGGAGAAGGAUGCUCUGUGCAGCCCUGAAGGAUGCUAUGCGCUUUACUCCCAGCGCAAAACCUUCCUGGAUUCCUGGAGGAGUUGCAGAGACCGGGGAGGCAAUCUGGUCACAGUUAAACGUCCCGAAGAAGCUGCUUUGAUUGAAGAACUGUUCAACAUGCAGCCCCGCAGAGGGAAGAAGCUGAGAAUCUGGAUCGGGCUUCAGCGCCAGCCUAGGCAGUGUUCUGCCACCAGACCCCUGCGUGGUUUCACCUGGAUUACUGGGGACCAGGACACCCAGUAUACAAACUGGCUACAGGAGGAUUCAGCCAGUACCUGCGCUGCGUCGAGGUGCGUGGUGAUGACCUACAGCACUGCCCCGCAUGAACAAAGCCAGAACUUCAAAUGGCUUGACGGUUCCUGCACCUUGCCUGUGGAUGGAUACAUGUGCAGGUAUAGCUACAAAGGCAUGUGCUCCAGCAUCGAGGCAGAGGGAGGGGGGCCAGUUUUGUACGCCACCCCCUUCCAUUUGGCCAGCACCCUUCUGGAUCAUAUCCCCUUUGGGUCGGUGGCAACUGUGCCCUGUCCAGAUGGCACAAAGGUGGACCAGUCGGUGCUCUGCAUGCAGAAGGAGGAUGGCAGCAUCAGCUGGUCGAAGGAUGGCCCCUUUUGCACCGAACCUCCUAAAAGUGAGUGCGAUAAGGACAAUGGGGGCUGCCAGCACUACUGUGUGGACAAUGGCAACUAUUACUACUGUGAGUGCCUGGAAGGCUACAUUCUGGAGGAUGAUGAUCAAACCUGCAGCCCUGCUGAUUUCUGCCGGGGGGAUCCGUGUGAGUUUGAGUGUGUGAGCACUAAGGAUGGCUACCUCUGCGCUUGCCCUGAAGGGUACAUCCUAGCCACCAAUGGCCAAGACUGUGUUGAUGUGGACGAAUGCCUCCAGAGCCCGUGUGAGCAGCUCUGCAUCAACGCGCCGGGGACUUUUGAGUGCCGCUGCCAGGAAGGGUACCUGCUUGAGGGAGGCAGCCAGUGCCAGGAUAUUGAUGAGUGCCAGGAAAUGCCUUGUGAGCACGCUUGUGAGAACACUCCAGGAUCGUACGCCUGUCAUUGCCACCUUGGAUAUUCACCCUCUCCAGAGGACCACACCCAGUGCCUGGACACAGACGAAUGCCAAAUCCCAGGCACAUGUCAGCAAAUGUGCGUUAACUACAUUGGGGGCUUUGAGUGCCACUGUGAGGAGGGUUACUUGCUGAACCCUGACGCCUUUACUUGUGAUGCAGAGGAAGCUGACUGGCCAUCCACCUCUCCUGCUACUGAUUCACUGACCACUGCACCCAAUCUCCUCAAAUGGCUGACUGACGCUCCAGGUUACCAGUGGUUAACUGAUAUCCCAGGUCUUGAUUGGCAACCAGAAAUCACCAACUUGCCGUCUGCUUUUUACGAUUUGUUCACAGACCCUCCUUCCUACCUUACUCCGGAUCAGGGGAGCUCCUCUGAACUCGUCCCUGAACACACUCAAGAUUUGUGGGAUGCUCAACCUACUUCUGAUUUAACAGACACUGCCCCACCAACCCCUGAUUGGUCAGCGGUGACAGAACCUACUUCUGACUGGUUGACGGAGACACCACAAGUCCUGGAUUGGGCCCCUGCUUCUAACACAAUUGAUUUCUGGAGCUCGCUGAUCGAGACAACCCCAACGGCUGCCCCUGAAGAGAGCUUCAGGCAUGCAGGCACUAUACAGGCCAAUCCAGGUGAUACUGGACCGGAACGAGAUUCAGGGGAAGAAUCUGGAACUGGGGAAAAACUGGAGGAAAGGGUAACAGAAGGAUAUCCCAAGCCAGGUUCUGUCCAAACUGAUUUGGUCCCAGUGGAUCCAGUCCCUACAUCCACGGAGGUUGCUCAAAAAGAUCGCAAUGGGGGUGUGGUGGAAGAAUCAAUUCCAGACAGUGAGGAGGACAAGGAAACCGGGCCAUUAGAGAAGGGUGGAGGGGUCCGUGCCACUCAGGACCGGCACCAGCCCGUCCCCUCCCCUGCUGCCCCCCUGUCCCUCAGCACCGAGGGGAGCGUGGUAAGUGGGACCCGGAGCAGGCAGGACAGUAACUGGCUCUUGGUCGCGCUCUUGGUGCCACUGUCUAUCUUCAUGGUGGUGAUGUUGGCACUGGGCAUAGUGUACUGUACCCGCUGUGCCCUUCAGCCUCGGAGGAAAAGCGUGGCAGACUGUUACCGAUGGAUCACCAACUCCACUGAGAAGUCCUCCACAUCCGGUAAUUCCCGGGUUUAGGCUUCUUGCAGUGGCUUGUAAAUAAAAUGCUAAGUAAGUGCUGUUGAACUGUACUGCAAAGUUCCUUUGCUGAGCUGCAGUUUUGCAAAAUUACUGAAUCUGAUUGAACUAAUUUUGGGAUUUACAGCUGAAGACACCUCUCAUGUUUAGCAUUCUGUGAUUCUUUAACUCUAAGCACUUUUUCUAGAUAUUUUGCAGCCAAAUUACUGUAUUUUCUAUAUUGACACACAUAUACUGUGUGUGUGUGUGUGUGUGUGUGUGUGUGUGUGUGUGUGUGUGUGUGUGUGUGUGUGUGUGUGUGUGUGUGUGUGUGUAUAAUGAUAUUGUUAUUAUUAAUGAUGUUGUUCAGGUUAAUAAGUGGUGCUAGUUAGGAAUAUGCAUACAAUAUGAAUCCCUUACCACAUUUUAGAAUUGGAAUAUUAGUAAAUAAAAUAAAUGCAAUAGUACUGUUUAAAGGGGAAGCCAUUUUUGCCACACAUGUAUUAUUCUUACUGUUUUUUUUUUUUAUUUGUUUGCUUUUAAUGUACUCACAGGUUAAACAGUGAGGUUCUUAUACAGUGAGAAACUGCCCCCCCCUGAAAAAUCAAUGGGAACCUUUAACCCUCUAUUGAUAAAACAAAAACUGAUGGAGAUAAUGAACAUGAACACAAAAUCAAGCACAUUUUAAUAACACUUAAAAAGUGAAAUAAAACUCACUGGACCGCUUCAUUGAUUGAUUCAUUGUAACAUGUUAAAGCAAUAUGCCAAACGUUUGUUUUAUGGUACAGAGCCAUCGUGGGUAUGAAACUCAGAGAGAUGGAGGCGCAUUUCCAGAGUUGAACAAAACAACUGAAACGGGAUUAAACUAGCAGUCUUCAUCACUGAUAACAUUAAGAAUGAAUUAAUUCAGCUUCACAAAAUUGUCUUCAAUAGAGGACCCUGUGUCAUUUUUAGCAAAAUCCUCAAAGUUGAUGUAAUGUGUGACAUUGCUCUCUAUCUGAAAUGAAGCUAACAUUGCAAUCCAGUAUAUGAGAAUAAAUGACAUAAAACAGGAUCAAUAUAUUGUCAAUGGGGGAACAAAGUCUGGACAAUUGCUAAGUUAGACCCGUAAUAAAGAAUGACCUUCACGCUCUCACCAAAUUGUCAGCAUUUCAUUGUGCCAGAUCUGCCACCUCGUCCUUUGAAGCUUUGCUUUAAUAAAACACAUUGAAAAUCCCAAAUACAGCAACAUGAGCUCCACUGUGCACUUUUGUUACAUUAUUAAAUAAUGCACGGACACCAGCUGAUUUGAUGGUAAGAAUAACUUUGUUCAAUUCAUGAUGUUAAUGUAUGGAGUUCGGCCCUUGCAAUCACACCACUCUAUGCUGAGUGUAGGCAGGCAGUGGUAAUUAUGCGUAUUUAAUGUCAUGGUUCAUAACGAAUUUCUAUUGGUUUGGAACAGGGGUGUGUGUUUUAUUUCAUAUGAAUUAAGUAUAUUUUACUUUAUAUGAAUUCAGUAUUUAAAUAAUAAAUACAUUUCAAUUAGUGAAUCCUGUUCAAAAGUUAUUUAAUGAUGUUUUAAUAAAUGUAUUUCUAGAAGUCUUCUAGUGUCGGAGGCUUUAUUAAACUAUAUAUUUUUGCAUAUUUCAUCUGUUUUUCUGUUACCAAUAUCAUCCACAAGCUUAUAAACAUAAUUUAAAAUUCAGUGGGCUGCAUUCAACUUCCAUGACUGUUUCAUUUGUUUAU